Solea senegalensis (Senegalese sole) is the source of this 3726-nucleotide messenger RNA. RefSeq names its product putative neural-cadherin 2. Bases 1 to 3726 code for a protein of 1241 amino acids. Gene Ontology annotation, molecular function: calcium ion binding. Gene Ontology annotation, biological process: homophilic cell-cell adhesion. Gene Ontology annotation, cellular component: plasma membrane; cell-cell junction. The record is from RefSeq and is a predicted model, not a curated record. Lineage: Eukaryota; Metazoa; Chordata; Actinopteri; Pleuronectiformes; Soleidae. The transcript has 21 exons.
AUGGUUCUGGGUGGAAAUGCUAAACUGAGAUAUCAGAUCACUUCAGGAAACACGGGUGGAGUGUUUGACGUGGAGCCUGAAGUGGGCACGAUCUUCAUCGCUCAGACUCUGGACUACGAGCAGAACAAACGCUACAAACUUCACGUCCUGGCUUCAGACGGGAAGUGGGAAGAUUACACGACUGUGACGGUGAACGUGGUGAACAAGAACGACGAGGCCCCGGUGUUCACCGUCAACGAGUACUACGGGAGCGUGACGGAGGAGCUGGACGGCUCGCCCGUCUUUGUCUUACAGGUCACGGCGUCUGACCCCGACAAAGACGCGGACCCUGAGGCCCUGCGUUACUCUCUCCACGGUCAGGGAGCCGAGAGCGAGUUCAUCAUCGACGAGGUCACGGGGAAGAUCUACGCUCAGAGGACGCUGGACCGCGAGGAGCGCGCUGUCUGGCGCUUUGUCGCCCUGCUGUCAGGAGACGGGCGAGAACUCAGGGACGCCCGGGAUGGAGAUGACGCCACCGACCUGGACGACUGGCUGUGGAUUUUCACCAUCAACCCCACGACGGAACCAUCACCGGGCUAUGGCCGGUCUGACCAGAGCAGGCAGAGUCUUAUCUGCUGGUGGGAGGCCAGACGAGGAGGGAUGACAGGAACUGGUACUGCAACCAUCCAGAUUAAGGACGUGAACGACCACGCUCCGUGGUUCACGGAUCACUCGUGUGUCGCCAAGAUCUCUGAGAACAUGGAGCCGAACGCUGAGGUGCUGCAGCUCGCUGCAGAGGACAGAGACACCGGAGAGAAUGCCCAGCUGACCUUCAGCGUCGUGUCUGGAGACCAAGAGCAGAAGUUCUACAUGGUCAGUCAUAAGCAGGAGCAGCGCGGCACUCUGCGACUCAAGAAACGCCUGGACUACGAGCGUCACAGCGAGCAGCGCUUCAACCUCACGCUGAAGGUUGAAGACCUCGACUUUUCCAGCUUACUUCACUGUGUGGUGGAGGUGGAGGACUUCAAUGACCACACCCCCGUCUUCAUCCCUCACUUCCUGUCUCUUGCCCCGCUGCCCGAGGACGUCGCCGUGGGAACCAGCGUGGCACGUUUGGUGGCCAGCGACUCGGAUUCGGGCCAGAACUCUGAGUUCACGUACAGCCUGUUGGAGGAGUCGGACCCUGAGGGACUGUUCUCCAUCGACAAGUCCGGCGUUCUCUCUGUGACCCAGCCUCUGGACCGGGAGAGGACACCCCAGCAUCACCUGGUUGUCAUAGCAACAGAUCACGGGGUCCCACCUUUAACAGGCAGUGCCACGGUACAGCUGCCUUUGUUGGAUGUGAACGAUAACGGACCGGAGUUUGAGGCGGCGUAUUUGCCCGUAGUCUUUGAGAAUGUAGUCGGACCGCAGGUAGUGAAGCUGAACCAAACGUCGACCCUCCUUCACGCCGUGGACCGCGACUCGCCUGAGAACGGCCCGCCCUUUCACUUCACCAUCUCCUCCGAGUAUCGCCACAUCAACGACUUCUACCUGCAGGACAACCUGAACGGCACUGCGUCGCUGACGGCGCUGCGCACGUUUGACCGCGAGCGGCAGAAGGAGUUCCUGAUCCCGAUAGUGAUGAGUGACAGUGGCCGUCCGAGCAGAACGGUCACCAGCACCCUGACGGUAACCAUUGGCGACCAGAACGACCAUGCACACGCGGCGGGAGAGAAGAACAUCUUCAUCAACAGUCACCGAGGUCGUAUGCCGACCACUGUGCUGGGAAAGGUCUUCUCUCCUGACCCUGACGACUGGGACAACAAGACGUACGUCUUUGAAGGACACGUGCCGAGUUACUUCAUCCUGAACAAGCGGACAGGUUUCCUGAUCAUUAAAGAGAACGCGCCGCCCGGCACGUAUCACUUCCAGGUCCGUGUGUCUGAUGGAAUCUGGCCGGACGCCGUGUCCACUGUCGCCGUGCACGUGAGGGAGCUGAGAGACGAGGCCAUCUAUAACUCUGGGUCUCUACGACUGGCAGACAUCACAGCGAAGGAGUUCAUCGAGCUGAGAGGGAAACAUCGGAGCCGCUACGAUCUGCUGGUGGACUUCCUGUCUGAGAUGCUCUCUGUUCCGCCCGACGGAAUCAACGUCUUCAGCCUGAUGGACGUCAGGGAGCGAAUGCUGGACGUCCGCUUCGCCGUUCACGCCGCCGAGUCGUUCCUGCGGGCUGAGAGGAUGCACGGUUAUCUGGCUGCACACAAACAGAAGCUGCAGUCCUUCCUGCAGGUCAGCGUGCUCCAGGUGCGAGUGGACGAGUGUCCCGGGUCGGAGUGCGCCGGCUCCGGCGGCUGCACCAGCGAGCUGAAGGUGCGGGACACGCCCACAGUGGUGGACUGUGGCACCAUGAGUCUGGUGUCCGUGACGGUGGAGUCCACGGCCGUGUGCUCCUGCACGGGGAGAGACCAGUCCCACCAGUCCUGCGCCGCGUAUCCCAGAAACCCCUGCUUCAACGGCAGCGUGUGCGUGGACACUCAGCACGGAUACAGGUGUCAGUGCCCGGCUCAGCUCGAAGGCCCCGAGUGCCAGCAGAACAGGCGCAGUUUCCACGGCAACGGCUAUGCCUGGUUCCCUCCCAUGACGCCGUGCUUCGAGAGUCACGUGUCGCUGGAGUUCAUCACGGACGUCGCUGACGGGCUGCUGCUCUACAGCGGACCUCUGGCUCAGCUGCAGGCCUGGGACCACGAGGACUUCAUGGCCCUAGAGCUCGUCGACGGGACCCCCACCUUGAAGAUCAAUCACGGCUCAGGCACAGUGGUGCUACAGUUGCCAAGCAACGUGAACGUGGCAGACCGGCGCUGGCACCGCCUGGAUGUCCGCAGCAACAGCAAGGAAGUGCGUUUCACUCUGGACCGCUGCUCUGGAGCAGCAGUGAUGGAGAUGGAGGGUCUGGGCACGUGGUUGACCACCGAGGAUCACUCCACCUGUGAGGUGACGGGCGUCACGCCCAACACCGACAGGCACCUGAACAUGAGCCAGGUUCUGCAGCUGGGCGGCGUCAACGAGGACAUUCCCUACAUCUACCCUCAGCUCCAGCACAAACACUUCACCGGCUGCAUCCGCAACCUGGUGGUGGACAGCAAGCUGUAUGACUUGGGUUCUCCGGCUGACUCUCAGUCCAGCUCGCCCGGCUGCCCGGCCACUGACAGCAGCUGUGUCAACAUGGGCUUCCCGUCCUGCGGCCGCCGCGGCCGCUGUCACGGCGAGUGGGGCUCGUUCAGCUGCCAGUGUGUGCCGGGAUACACGGGACACGGGUGUGAGGAGGAGGUGCCAGAGUUCUCCUUGGAUGGACACAGUUACGUCCAGUACCAGCUGGCGUCACCGCUGCCGGCUCGCAGGACGUGGAUUCAAGUCCUGGUUCGAACCCGGAAACACAACAGUACGAUCAUCAGCGUGACGUCCAAGGAGCAGAGUGAAUACCUGAGACUCGAGAUUUUCCAAGGUCUCCUCUGUGUUUUCUUCAACCUCGGCGACGGAGACUACAACUUAACCCUGCCCACUUAUCGCCUCGACAACGGGGAGUGGCACGAGGUCCACCUGGAUCGCCACGACAACGAGAUGACACUGCGGCUGGACGGCGGCGGGGGUCAGCGGGAGGUCACCGGGUCGCGUGGGCGCAGCAGAGAAAUCGUAAUUGACCCCAGUGCCGUGAUUCUGGGAAACACUUUCCCGUCUGAGAUCAACAAAAGCUUCCAGGGUGAGUGA